This is a messenger RNA of Sardina pilchardus (European sardine), 4040 nucleotides long. It is a transcript of the gene cep85, whose product is annotated as centrosomal protein 85. Lineage: Eukaryota; Metazoa; Chordata; Actinopteri; Clupeiformes; Clupeidae. The coding region runs from base 148 to 2490 and encodes 780 amino acids. Gene Ontology annotation, cellular component: centrosome. The record is from RefSeq and is a predicted model, not a curated record. The transcript has 14 exons.
AGCUGGCUCAACGGCUUGAGUGUUUACGAGUUCCUUUAUAGCAACCUUAACACUAAGUUGUAUGCCUAGCGAUGCGUUUGUUUUAGUUUAUUUUAAUCACGGCCCUUGCGCAAGGUUAAGGACAUUUGCAAACUCAAGACUUGUGCUAUGACAACCUCACAGAGGCACCAAGACCCCAAAGUAUCCGUGGGGUACAAAGAUAUGGAGUGGCAGACGCCAGCUGUGUCUGAGAAGUUCCAGAGACGCUUUGGCUGGCGCCCCAGUACAGCGGACAGUGGGGACACGGGGUUUGGUGCCACCCCCUCGGACAACUCUGAAGAUCUGUGCAGUUCCAGCAGCAGCUCUUCCUUCCAGCCCAUCCGCAGUCAGAUCCCCAUCCCCACCGCCCAUGUCAUGCCCUCCACGGCCGGCGCCCCGGCCUCCAAGCCGCAGCCUCGCUCCCUGCCCAAGGAGGAGCCGCAGGUCUCCUCGUCCUCCGCCUCCCGCAACUCCAGCUCCACGUCCAGCUCCUCGCUCUCCAAGUCGGCCUCGUCCCCCAACCUGGACGCUCAGGGCGCGGCGGCGGCGGCGGGGCUGGACGGCGGGGCUGGGGCCGGCGGGCCCAGGCCUGACUGCCUGAGCCGCUACCGCAGCCUGGUCAACGGCCUGGACCACUCGCUCUUCCCCGGCGGCGAGCACACGCGGCUGGACGAGCCGCAGCACUUCGACAUGCCCAACAUGGAGCCCACCCUCAACCAGUCCAUGCUGAUGGGAGGUCUCGGGGGCGCGGACAUGCUGCGGCCGCCGCUCACCGGCUUCAGGGACGGAGACAUGUACCGGCCAGCCCUAGAGCAGAGCUACAGGGUUCUCCCUGAGGCCCAGUCUGGACUGGCUAGCGGGUCGGCGGUGGACCCGUACGGGAUGAGGGGGCCCGGCAUGGGCGUCGGGCACCCGCUGGGUCUACAGAUGGGCAGCAAGGCGUACGAGCCGCUGCUGCAGGAGCGCUGUGCGGAGCUCAACAACUGGCAGCAGCUGGAGAACCUCCGUCUUCAGGUGGAACAGAUGCAGCUGUAUACCACAGGAGGCUGUCAGUACCCCCCUCUGUACCCGUCAGCUGCAUUGCACUCGGAUGGCAACAAGUGGGAAGCCUUAAUCAAGACCAACGAAAACCUGCUGAAGGAGAAGGAGAUGCUCAUCGAAAGGCAGAAGCAGCAGGUGGCUCAGCUGGAGCAGCGGCUGAGGGACAGUGAGCUGCAGGUCCACAGUGCGCUGCUGGGACGAGGAGCGCCCUACCCCGACGUGUGUCUGCUCCGCCUGCAGGAGGCGCAGCGGGAAAACGCCUUCCUGCGAGCCCAGUUUGCCGAGCGCAGCGAUGGCCUGGUCAAGGAGAAGGCGGAGGCGGAGCGGCACCUGGGUGCAGUGGAGGCCGAGACGCGACGCCUGACCGAGUCGCUCCGCGAGGGCACCGACAAGCACGCCGAGGAGCUGAAGAGGCAGGAGGAGAGGAUCCGUAACCGGGACAAGCACAUAAACAACCUGAAGAAGAAGUGCCAGAAGGAGGCGGAGCAGAGCCGCGAGCGGCAGCAGCGCAUCGAGACGCUGGAGCGCUACCUGGCCGACCUGCCCACCAUGGAGGACUACCAGGCCCAGAGCAAGCAGCUGGAGGAGGCCGAGCGGAGGGCAGAGCAGCUGCAGGCCACGGUGGAGGAGCUGGAGGCUAGAGUUGCGGAGUCCCGCUCAGCCACGCGGGACCGAGACGCUCAGCUGGAGGAGCAGAGAUGCAGGGAGCGCGAGCUGCUGAGCACAGUCACCAGCCUGCAGGAGCGUGUGCAGGAGGGCCUGGAGGAUGGAGCGCGGCUGCCGUCUCUGGACCUGGAGAAGCUGCGAACGGAGAACACGGCCCUGCGGGAGGAGCAGCACCGGCUGAAGAAGGUCAUUGAGAAGCAGUUGCGCAUGAUGGAGCAGCUGGGAACACAAAUUCGGACGCUGGAGGAUCAGGUGUCUCUGGAGGAGAGCAGUAGCCAGGCUCUGAGGGAGGAGCUGAUGGGGAAGGAGCAGGGUCUGCUCCAGCUGCGCACCGCCAUGAAGGAGCUGUCCUCCCAGAACCAGGACCUGUUGGAUCAGAACCUGACCCUGCAGGAGCACCUGGAGGAGGCGGACCGGGCCGGGUUUGGCUCGGGCGUGGGCCACGGCCGGGGGCCCCCGCAGGCGGCGAGCGCGCGCCUGACGCAGCGUCUGCACGGCGAGAUGGCGGCGUGCCUGGGCGACCUGCGCUCCCUCUGCAGCGUCCUCACCCAGCGCACACAGGGACAGGACCCCAACCUCUCCAUGCUGCUCGGCAUCGGCUCGCCGCCGCCGCUGCCUGACCCCUGUGAGGACUGGCUGAGCUCGGAGGUGCUGCAGAGGAAGCUGGCCGAGGCCCAGCAGCUGCGGCGCGACGUGGAGCAGCUCCGGACCACCAUCUCUGAUCGCUACGCGCAGGACAUGGGCGAGAACUGCAUCACCCAGUGAGCUGCCGCUCAGGGGCACUCCCCGAACCACGCACACACACACUCACACACACACACACACACACACACACGAGAGCAAGAACAAGAGCAAGAACAACCACCACCACAACAACAACCACAACCCUGCCAGACUCCUGCCUCCAGACUCUACACACAGGAUGUUGAAGAGAGCUGGUACACCCAGUGAGAUGCGCACACACACACACACACACACACACACACACACACACACACACACACACACACACACACACCUGAACACUAAACCCAAGCAUCUUUAUGUCUAGCCCUUUCUCUGUGUCCUCUGGGCAGCAUAUGAACAACAAGUGUCACAGUGGUGGGCUGCAGUCCUCACCACAUGCCACAGUCAUCACCACAUGCCACUCAGACAAGGACCGUGUAACGUGCACACACACACACACACACACACACACACACACACACACACAGGCAUGCACAGAGUAAUCACCUAAGCUAUGCUCAGCGCCUCUGCACAAAUCCCAGGACCCGGGCAGCCAUUGCAUCACCUCCGCAGACUUUUGAGCUCCAACUGACACCAUGUGGCACGAGCGCGCUUCUUCCGAGGAGAGGACCGGGGUACCGUGUGUUCACGGUGCUUUACCGUCAGAAGACUCCCAGUAUUGCCAGAACACUAAUAGCGUGCUUUUUUUUUUUUUUUUUUUUUUCCUUUUCUUUUUUGUAUAUGUGUGGAGUACUUUAGAUUCUCUACUUACGUUGCUGUCCUGUUCUUUGUGGUGUCAUCAUCAACACUAUAUUUAUUUUAAGAUGGGUCUUCCUCUUUGAGGGAAAAAACAUAUCUUUAGAUGCGGUUGACAAUCAACUGAAAUUGUGUGUCUCUUGCUGAACCACGGCAGUGCAAGUGUCCCUUAAGCUGGCGAUGCGCGGGGCAACGUCUUGAGUAAUGAUGCUGGGCAGCCACAUAACCAGUUCCAUUGAUUCUGAUUGGAUGAAUUGAUGAUUUGCCUACAGAUGAUUUUAAAGUUCUCCAGAUAAAUGAAAUUGUUGCCAAAUAUAAAUGGGGACAUUGGGAACGUUGCCCAGCAACAUUGCUCAAGAAGUUGCCCCAUGCAUCAUCAGCCUUAGUCACUGUUGUUUCAAAAUGUAUUAUUUAGCUUUGGACUCAGGAAGAGAGCGAGAUGGUUUAGGAGACUUUCAUUGGAUCGUUCUUAAACCAUGACUCUUGUCUAGGGAGUGGUGUUUUGUCAGGCCAUCAGGGACCCUGCCCUCUUUCUCCCUCGCUCGUUCUUUUCUUUCUUUCUUUCUUUCUGUCUGUCUGUCUUUCAUCCAUCGAUGCCUAACCAGCACAGCCUAUUGGUUGCAUGGCCAUCUCAACAGACACAAUGGUCUUGCUCAGAACAGUGCCUUCCUCUGACUAAAGUGUCCUCAUUUUCAACAUGAUCGCCCACAGACUGAUGUGCGACCCUCCGUAGCAAAAGUGAUGACUGAAACAAUCAUGUCCACCAAGGUUUUAUUUGCACAGCAUUUCAGAUGCUCCUGUUGGAAUAGACUGGCCUCUCUGUUGACUCUAGG